AUGUCUCCCGGAGAGUCUAAUCGUGCGUCGUCGCAUGUGGACUCAGAGCCACCAGAGGAAGCAGAUCGAACCCCGGAGUUGCAGGCAGAGUCCGAGGCGGAUUUUGAAGGUGAUACCCUUCAGGGUGCACAGGACAAGAUUAUGUCCGAGCUGACUCGGCUCAAGGAUUCUGAUGGCCAGGACGUUUCUUACCCGUUCAUUGGAAAACCAGACCGGAAUCUAUACCGGGAUUAUUAUGAGAUCAUCCAACAUCCCGUGUCAUUACGAAGCAUUCAAAAGAGAGUUCGUGGUACAGACAGCAGGAAGAAUUCAUCCAGAACCACCGCAUAUCCUACAUGGCAGUCCUUUGAAGAGGAAGUUAGCUAUGUAUGGCGAAAUGCUAGGGAGUACAACGAAGACGACAGCGAUAUUUCCAUCCUCGCGGGAGUUUUGGAGGUAAGCCUAUGCUGCAACGCUCGUGCCAUCUGUCCCUUUCGGCAUGCUGAUAUUAGAGUCCAGGAUCACUUCCACCGACGGGUUGCCGAAGCCAAAAGGCUUGUUCCGAACCCCCUUGAGGUAGAUCGAACCCCGUCUUGCAUCAAAUUGAAAUUGGGCACUACUGUGCCCCCAAUGGCGCAGAGGUUAACCUUGAAAAUGCCUGGGCAGAGCUCCGAUACACUAUCCAAAAGCGAUGGACAACCCUCAGAUGUCACAUUCAAGGACGAGUCCCAGGGCCAUAGGCAAGAUAUUGCUGGGGCUGGAUUAGCGGGUCAAGAGAUUAGUAGAUCUCCUCGAGGAUGGUCUCUUGGAGGGCACCCUGACAGUGCCAGGUCCAGCACCACAAACACACCAUCUGGUUCAGAGAAACAACAGAACAGUUCCAUGAGCGCCCAAGGCUUACUGAGCUCAGUAACGAAAGCAACCGCCCCGACAAUGCCCACUUCGCAAAAUCCGGCCAAUGCGUCUUUUGAUGUCUCUUCAGAUAUCACUCGGCAUUCAUCUUCGGCUUCAGCACAUGCUCCCUACCAGCCGCAUUUCGGUCCAUCGCCCAUGGAUUCGCUUCUGAGGCGAUCAGGCCAAGGUUUGCCUCCCACUGGACUUACAGGACUUCCAGCUAACUACGAGCCAGACCCAAGGAUGGCUUUGAUUCGUAACGUUCGGAUUCUCACGCAUGCCUCUUUGUCGUUGGAGUCGGACUUCUGCCUAGAUAUCCCGGCUUCGUCGCUUAUUUCACAACAGAAUAUCACGGUCCACCUUCCUCCGUCGUAUAAUAUUCUGACGGUCAGGCCUCGUUUAGCGGCUAGUACUUCCCAGCGACAAGUGAAAAUUGUGACACUCAUGGGUAUGCAGCGUCUCCAUUCAUCUAGUGAUGGAACUGCACUUUCAUAUGAUAUCCAUCUGCACCCUGGCAUGACAAAGGUCGACUUGGAAGCUAUUGCUGGGCCUGCUAGGGGAGUCCCGAAAUCUGGCCCCCCUGGGUCAGAUGUUGAUUAUGAACGUGUCACUCUAUUCUUUAAUCUUUUACGUUAA
Messenger RNA from Penicillium egyptiacum, 1509 nucleotides. The record is from the annotation of a GenBank genome assembly. NCBI's taxonomy places the organism in Eukaryota, Fungi, Ascomycota, Eurotiomycetes, Eurotiales, Aspergillaceae.